AUGGUCAAGAUCGAUCUCCGUACAGGUACAGCUACAACUACAGCUCCGGUCUCACGGCCGGUAGCCAAGCGCGGAGAUCCGCCGCCUACGGACCGGGAAGCGGAGAUACUUAACCGACUGGAGAAGCUGGAGGCUCUCCUUGCACUACGGACCAACCAGACUGGGAGCAACCCUCCCGCAGCAUCAAUAGCAUCCUCAAGUGCAUGCAGCAGUGAUGAUGUGCCAAGAACUAGAACGCAGACGCGCUCAUCAGAGCCGUCGCAUGCUUUACCUGCCAAUGUCCAGAAUCUGACGGCUGACGCUCUUUGGCUCGAGAGAACAUGUCUUGGCCCCAAGCCAUCGCCUUCGACGCCAAUUACCCGAUUCAGCAAUCUUAAGGCUGAGGUAGCUCGACGAGUCUGGUGGUAUCUUGUCAUAACAGAUACAUUGAUGGCGCGAUUCCCAGGUCCUCAUGAGGGCACUUUUGCUAUUAACCCUCAAUAUAUGAAUAUCAGAAAACCCCUGAACAUCAAUGACGAAGACCUGGGCGAUCCUUACGAUAUGGUACUGGGGAUAGACGCUGCUAUGGAGCGGUUCAUAGACGAGCUUCCCCCUUUCAUGAAGUUGAACGCUAUGGACGUGCAGCAAUUGCCCCCUGAUGAUGUUCAGAGACAACCAAACAUAGUCAUUCAACGCCACAUUAUGAAGACCUUCAUCUACGGGCAAAGAUGCAAGCUUCAUCUCCCAUACUUGGCUCGGGGGGCGGUAGAGCCUGCGUAUGCUCAAUCGCGGAGAGCCUGCCUUGAUUCUGCACGAAUGGUCAUCCAAGCAGAAACACAAAUGGAGGAGGAAGACACGAUGUUCAAAGCGACGAGGCUUCGGCUAUGUUUGGCCUUGCACAGCGUCUUCAUCGCCAGUAUAGUUCUACUGCUAGACUUCUGCCUUGGCGUUGAUGCCGACGAGAAAGAGCAGAGGCGGCAGGACUUGGCUGAAGCAUGGAAUAUUCUGGAGACAGCAAAGGAACACUCGAGGCCCACAGCACGUAUUCAGGACCUUCUGAGACAGGUGAUGAAGAAACACAAGGUGUCUUUACCCGUGGUCAAAGCAAAGGAACGGCAUCACCCAAGGCCAGUGGGUAAAAACCUCCCACCUACACCUAAUUCUUCAACGGCAAUCAUGUCAACGGGAACAACGCCCAGUGACGUAGGAGUUUCUUCUUCUCAGGAGUUGAAUGAUCUGGGAUUCAACAUGGACUUGGACGGAAUGGACUGGGAAAGCCUCCUCUGGGGCUUGGAAGCUCCCAUGUUCUAA
This is a messenger RNA of Fusarium graminearum PH-1, 1290 nucleotides long. RefSeq lists its product as uncharacterized. The record is from RefSeq and is a predicted model, not a curated record. NCBI's taxonomy places the organism in Eukaryota, Fungi, Ascomycota, Sordariomycetes, Hypocreales, Nectriaceae. Bases 1 to 1290 code for a protein of 429 amino acids. The transcript is spliced from 5 exons.